AUGUCCCUUUCGGGUUGUGGGCCAAUCAUCAUCCAGCAGCGGCAGCACUCGCAAGCUCCACACGAGCGCGCGUGCACUGCAAGUAGUGUUUUGUUCACCGCCGUACCAGUGACCGAGAAUCCGAUGAAAACCAAGGAGCUGCAAUCUAUUCAGAAGUGCUGGCGAGAAGAUUUUAAAGAGGGGACGACUUCUGUGGAUGUGAGAGUACACGAGCCGCUAAAACUUAUUUCGAACGCGAGUUCUUCCGGUAAUCAGCAUGCGACCGAAAACUUGAUACUUCUGACUCGGGAGACUGACUUCGAGAGUUCUGUCUCGGAUUCCCAAAGCGGACAGAAAGGAGAACGUGAGGAGAGCCAUGAGUUUUGCGUCUCGCCGUGGGACAUGGAAAGAGUCUCAGAAGGAGGUGCCGUGACUCCAGGCAGAGUCUCGGAGGAAAAUGUGAACCAGUGCCUGAACACACCAGACUUUUUAGUAGACUUCAGCUGUUCGUCUCCGUUAGCAAACCAUAAAAUGACCAAAAGUACGUUGCAACCGUCCUCCGUGUCAGGUCGACUGGGUGGAGAAGUGGAGCAACACGCUUCAAACCCGUUCCCAAGGAUUAUUCCCACACUGAUAGUCACCCAUGAUGAUUUUGGACCCGGUCAGGACAGUCCUCACAUCGGUGAUUUGACUUUAAGCAUGGGCGGCUUUUCACUGGACCUGCAUCCCGAUGACGACUCGCCCUGCUCGGACAGCGGCUGCGGAGGCUCCCCUGCGCCCUCUCUGCUCCACAGGAAACUGUCCAGCUCCUCCUCGGCUGGAUUAUCCUCUGCCUCGUCGUUUGAGGAAUCUGAGGAUGAUUUCACGGGCAGUGACAUUGAGCCCGGCAGUCUUUCCCCCAACAUGAUCGGCAGUCCUGAUGAACUGACAGGGGCUAAAUCGUGGAGGAAGUUAAAGACCAUGGUGCACUGCUCUCCAUUUGUGGUCUCAUUCAAGAAACUAUAUCCUUGGGUUCAGCUCGCGGGCCACGCAGAUCAUUUCCAGGCAGGCGAGUAUGGGAAACUGUUGAAGAAGUAUUGUGAAUGUGAGCAGCAGUGUCUCGAUAAGCUGAUGAAUGACAACCUCCGGCCGUUUGUUCCUGGAUACUACGGUACUGUGCAGCAGAACGGCCAGGAUUACAACCUUAUGGAUGAUCUGCUGACACACUUCGACUCCCCUUCGAUCAUGGAUUGCAAGAUGGGAAGCAGGACAUAUCUGGAGGAAGAGCUGGUGAAGGCUCGUGAGCAUCCUCGUCUGAGGAAGGACAUGUAUGAAAAAAUGGUGGCAGUGGAUCCAGGAGCACCCAGUCCGGAGGAAAGAGCCCAGCAGGCGGUUCUCAAACCUCGAUACAUGCAGUGGAGGGAGACACUGAGCUCCACCGCCACUCUUGGCUUCCGCAUAGAGGGCAUCAAGAAAGCAGAUGGCACACGCAACACCAGCUUUAAAAAAACCAAACAUAAGGAGCAGGUGAUGAAGGCCUUGUGUGACUUUGUGGAUGGAAAAACACAGUUACUGAGGAGUUAUCUACAGAGACUGGAGGAGCUGCGCAGCGCUCUAGAGACGUCAGAGUUCUUCAGGACACAUGAGGUGGUUGGGAGUUCUUUGCUAUUCGUGCACGAUGCUUCAGGCCUGGCUCGAGUAUGGAUGAUAGACUUCGGUAAAACCAUCCCACUGCCACCAUCCCAAACCCUGGACCACCGCACGCCCUGGGCCGAGGGAAACCGGGAGGACGGGUACCUGUGGGGUCUGGACAACCUCAUUCAGAUCUUUGGAGACAUGCUGCAGGACGCGACCUCGCCCUGAUGGAUGUACAGAAACGUGCCUGAGCCCGAAGCAUCACGUGUAGGGACAUGCUGAUGGAGGGAGGCGCACAACAGGAUACUAGUCCUGAGAUGAGUGUGCUGUCGGAGAGAUAAAAGGCGAACAAAAUACGAGUGGAAAAAGUCUAGCACAUUUUGUUGUCAAGCUUUUAUUUUUUUAUUUUUUUGCACGUGUGGUCCUGCAGAUCCACAGAAGCUCCACCGCAGUCAAGAUACUGAACCCAAACAGACUUGAGGAGCAACAGAACUAUCGUUUUAAGGGCGCACCGCAAUGAUUAUUCGUUUAUGAAUAUAUGUCACGUUCACUUCCCUUUUAUUUUAUUUUUUUUUACCUACAAAAAUGAUAACACUAUCAAACUGGAAUGUGCUUUUUUCGUUUUUCGUUUUCCCUGUAAAUUUUUCUUUGGGUUUUUCAUGGUUAUGUAAAUAGUACUAAUUUAAUUUUCCUUUAUACAUGUAUAUUAUAAUAAUUAAGGUUUUUGCUUUCAUUUUGUUUUAUUUCUGUAGUCUUAAGCCAUACCUCAUUUAUUUCUGAAACGUGGUCCAAGUGCAAAACUACAGGCCGACUACUGCUUUUUUUUUUUUAUUUCCUGUGGUCGUCUAAUCUUGUUGACACAGAUCAGGUAUGAUAUUUCCAUGACUCAUAUGUCCUGUUGAAUUUAGCAGACUGUCACCAUUUAAACGGUUCAGUCAACAAAGCAGAAGUUUAAUUACUACCAAGCAGUUAACAGAUUGGCGUUCGUCAGAAAUAGGGUAGUAGAGUUCAGCACAAACAUUUUUUUGCACUUAACUUACCAAAGAGGACAGCUAAACCCUACCAAGAUUGUAUUUUAUUGACGAGAAAUAGAUGCAGUGUUUCUUAAAACUAGCCAUGGUUACAAAGACACAAAAGCUAUAUAACAGGUAUAAUUGAUAGUCAUACACUUGUUGCUGGAACAGCGUGUUCACACUUGUUUCAUUGGUUUUCAAGGUAACCAAUCAGACUGGCCGGUUUGCAGUGUUAGUCAUAUGGUUUGGUUUCUAAGUUAGCCAAAUGCAUGCAAAUUCAGAUUAAGUCUGAGAGGUUAACCCUCUUAAUGUGGACCAAUGACUAUUAAACUGAUAUUUUUAUUCUUUAAAUAAAUAGUUUUGUGAGCAUUUGUGUUGGUACACACAGCAGAAUGGCCUCCAACAGCAGAUCUUUCGACACCAUAAUACGCAGGAGUUCAGCUUUGUAGUGAUCACGGCUUAUUUGCAUGAACAAAUCUGAUGGUUGAUCUCUCAGCUGUGGUGGAAAAUGUAUUUUGGUGUGCAUGAGCGGAUUGUAAGUGUUAGGGCCACUGAUGUCAUCUCACUGCCGAUGCACAGUAGUUCUCAAAUUAGGUGCUGUGGUCAGCUUAAAUAAAAAAAAAGACAAACAAAACAUUUUUUCCAUCGUCACUUCAUGUUUGCUUCAGGUUGUAACUCUGAAAUACUCAAUUUCAGACAAAAAAAGAUGAUAUCCUCUUGCACAAUAUCACAACAACCAUCAUUUUAAAGUGAUUACCUCAUCUGGAUACUUUUUGUUGAUGUUGGUUUACGAAAUCUGGUGUUCUACCACUGUUUUAUUUUUUAUCCUAGCUUCAGAGAUUGUAUUUUCUGUCGUGAGCGGACCUGCACACUGUCGGUUGGUGUAUCUGUCAACAUUCCAACACAACAUUCCAACUGUCAUUAUUUCCCCAUCUGACUGGUGAACAAAAUGUCUCACACAUUCUUUUGGAGAUCCACGUCAUUGUUUACAGGUUAUACAAAGUAUUGUGUGUCAUACAAAAUGUUGAAAUAAGUGUUGAAAUACAUGUUUUAUAUUGGAAAGAGAACUGGAUGGUGUGAUGCCUUUUUGAGUUGUCUCAACCCAUUUAAUACAAUUUGAGAUAACUUGCUGACAUGCUGAGCACCUGUACUUACAUCACCUUGAAUUGUUGUCUUGAAAGCCAAUAAUAUAAUCCAAUAAACUGGAACUAUUAUUC
This is a messenger RNA of Carassius auratus (goldfish), 3823 nucleotides long. RefSeq names its product inositol-trisphosphate 3-kinase A-like. Gene Ontology annotation, cellular component: cytoplasm; nucleus. Gene Ontology annotation, biological process: phosphatidylinositol phosphate biosynthetic process; inositol phosphate biosynthetic process. The record is from RefSeq and is a predicted model, not a curated record. NCBI's taxonomy places the organism in Eukaryota, Metazoa, Chordata, Actinopteri, Cypriniformes, Cyprinidae. Gene Ontology annotation, molecular function: inositol hexakisphosphate kinase activity. The coding region runs from base 1 to 1821 and encodes 606 amino acids. The transcript has 8 exons.